Messenger RNA from Spirometra erinaceieuropaei, 3112 nucleotides. Lineage: Eukaryota; Metazoa; Platyhelminthes; Cestoda; Diphyllobothriidea; Diphyllobothriidae. The record is from the annotation of a GenBank genome assembly.
AUGCUGCACUGGGUAAAUCACUUGCAGGUGCUUAUGCUGGCAUAACCCCAGUUAGCCUAUGGAAGAAGUGACGCUGUGAACGGUCUGAUGCCCAAAGUGUACCAAGCCCAAGGAAUUUCGGUUAGUACAACUGAAUCACAUUCAUAAUUGUAAUGUGUAGAUGGAAGGCAUAAAUAACUUGGCCACUGAGUGCGAAAUCCUACGUUCUUUAUACCCAGAAGAAAUAUUUACCUACGAAGUGGACAAUAACACAGUUAUAAAGGGCACAUUCACCGCUCACCCGAAGGUUCUUUUAAAAACAAUCGUCACUGGACCGAGAUACAAUCGUCAAUUACAUUUCACGAAAAAAAUCUCAGGCCAAUCUUCUGUUAUGGAGUGUCAGUAUGAACUUGACUAUCUCCCUCCAAUUUAUCUGGAUUUCCAUGAAUCAAUUGAUGGAGACCGUCCCAGGACAUUUAUUUCUCCCAAUUCCAUGUGGUUAUCAUCCGAGUUUAUCUCACGUUUGAAAAACGAACUAGAAAACAUAUUGCAAAGCCCAACUUAUGAAUCACCUCUCUGGUCUUGCUUCGAGUACGUGGAAAAUAAUGCGAUGCACCUCUUAUUUCCUGUUUCGACGCCUGGAUUUUGUCUCAUCGACCCGUUAUCCGUAUUUAAUAACGACGAGCUCGCGUCGAGGCAAUCCAUGGAGGUUUUAUUGGGUACUAAUGAAGCGGAACUGGAGGCCAGAUACAGAAGCUCUUACCACGAAUGCCCUGUCUGCGCCUCCUCGAAAAAAGGAAGUAAAUUUGUUCGUCUAAGCCAGUGCUCCCAUGCUGCAUGUUUUAGUUGCAUGAAGGAGGCCUUCUCCGUUCAAGUCAAUGAGGGCUUCAAUGAAGGCAAUCCGCAGUGUUUGUUUUGCGAUGCGAAUGCCACGCAGUUCGAGGUAAGCUCUUAUUAACUUUCGAAAUCUACUCCUUUCGGAGACCUCUACGUAUCAAUUAGGUUUCCUUUUGACGGCACUUAUGCGUAUUUUGUCAUGCGGGACAUUGUUUGCUUAGGGCAGGCGACCAGUUAAAAGACCACAGAUGUGUGCGAGGUAGAAUGUUCGACAGCGAACCAGCGGGAAAUGGGUUAGUGGCCGGGUGGAAAGUGAAAUGGUUGGCGACACUAACCAAAAGGGGUGGAACAGAAGUUUCCACGGACCUCAUAAGAAAUGGAAAGAAUAAGAAUCAGCAACAAUAGUCAACUUUAAGUCUCUGUAGAAGGCAAGCUCUUUUGAAAUCAUCGUUACAUUAAAGAAAUGCUAAUCUUAACCAAGCCGAACGAUUGUGUGCCACUGUCAGUAAACGAUCCAGGAUAAGAGGCAGAGCUCCUUGGUACUUAAUGUCAAUAGUGUUCAUCUUCGAUGAGCUGACCCUAAUUACUCUCGUAACCUAUACAUUUUCCAAAAGUCUAUCAAGUGCGGUCGCGUCUUCUUAUUUUGCAUCUCCAAGUGACGCGUACUAUCGUUUGGAGCUUCGUGGGUCAGCCGACUGGAACUCUGGUUGUGCCUCAGCUAUUCCCUUCCUGUCAGGGUUCGAACCCCGCCAAGGUUCCCGGAAUUCCCACAUUUGGGCAUUCGGUUUACUAAUACUCUCUGUCGCCGGCACAUAGUUGUCCAUAUAAUUCCCGGAGUGCCCAUGAAGAUUGCUUUUAGGUGCACAGCCUUAUUGCCUAUGCUUUGCCGGUACUCCUACUCGUGUCUCAACAAGAUUCGUUAUGUUUUGAAGUUGUCAGCAAAAAUGAACAGUUAGAAGCGUUUUAUGGUGCCAUAGUUUACGGCCUUGCCGGAUCGGCGAUGGAUACUGAUAUUAUUGAAAUACACUCAAGUUUUUUGGAUCAGCUACUGCGCUAUUUGCUGUCACUUCCUUUCAUUUUGUUACCAGACAGUGCGACCAAAAGAGUACCCAAAUAACGAUUUAGUUUAGAAAUCUCAUAGUUUUCAAUUAUGCGAACUGGUGAUACCCGAUAACGGCCAGUACUCUUGCUGGGAAGCAAUUGUAGCUUGCGCACGAAUUAUAAUGAUUGUAGCCUAGGUGGAAUUUACCCCACUCUUUUUUCCCAUAGCUAUCCACUUUCGAGACACAGUCAAGGGGAUUAGGCGUAGGUAUUAGUCAGUGGCUAGCCUGUCAUUAGGAAAAGGGUGGUGCAAGGAAAGAGAGUUAAGGAUGCUGUGGAAUCCUUAUUUCGGCCAAGUCACAAGUGCGCCCUUAGGACAGUUGCGGUUCUUCCGUCGUUCCCGUCACAAGGUCCAUCACUCUACAUGAACCCGACUGAUAAUCCAGACCGCGCCUCAGUGAGGCUUGCCAUACAGGCCACAUUGAGGGGGCAUUAGAGCCUCACCCUCAUUCUAGGAAACCAAGUUACUACGUCAAGUGACAAUCUCCCAGGUCACGACCUUUUUCGCAUCAUGACAAUUCAGACCCGUGGGACGUGCACUGAACCGGCCUCGAUGUUUUCCCCUCUCGUACCAUGUGCCAGUGGCGGGUCCGAAUCAAGUUGACUGUAUGUGAAAUCAGUUACACUGGUUGGCGCGGAACAAGACUCCCGUCUACCACUUGCCACACCCGCUUGACACCCGUUUAAGCCUCUUGUGCUACUUGUAACUUGGUACGGCUGUGAUCAUGCCUGACCUUGCCAGCCUCGAUGAUGUCCCGAACUGUACCUCUCCAUGCGUGACGAUCCGCGGCAGCAGCUAAGCUAACGGACAACCCUUCUUCCCGGUCAUAGGUCACGCCUCCCAAAUUCAAUCGUUCUAAUGACCUCCGUCUUGAAGAUAUGAUAGCUGAGAAUUUACGAUACGUUCCAACAUGAAAAAACUUUUAAUGACUAUUUUUGUUUAUUGCCUAACUUUUAUCCGACUGUUCAAGCCUUCCGUUCUGUCCAUUGAAUAUGGCCGGGUGCCACGGAUGCAAUAAGGCGAAUCCAGCAAUAGCAAACCAGUGUUAUUUUAGUGAAACGUUUGAAGGGAUUUAGGUCCCCGUAUCCUCAGACAGAGGCAAACGUUUCCUCAUUUGUCAGAUCUGUUUUUAGGCUAUUAAUUUAUUGCUCGCAGGUUUGCGGCUCUAAUCUGUCUUCUUCUUUAGAUCCGUAG